AUGGAAGGCUUCCGCGCCCUGUCGCAAGACACGAAGGUUGCCAUCUGCAGCGUGCCGCUAUCUCAGCCCUACUUCACCUACACCAUCCUGCUUAUUUGGACCAUGACGUGCCUCGCGGAAAUUCGGCGUGCAGUGAGGCUGCUUUAUGCCACGCUGAUCUCGAUUCCAACAGUCACGUACGUGGAAGAAGUCUUGGAGGAGACGACCAUCAAAGGAAUGACCAGAGGCAUGAAGUUCUUCAUCGGCAUUUUCUGCUUCCUACCCCGCAUCGCCGCGACGAUGCUACUGAACUUCCUGGGCUGUCGCUGGCUCCUCUCGACGGUCAGCCUGCAGGACCUCUUCUUGAACUCCUUGGCUCUGGAGUUCAUGGUUGUUCUGCCAGAGCUGCUUUACAACACCUUCGCGACCGACCGAGGACAGAAGUUGACGCAAGCCACCAUUCUCGCUGGCGACAACGCAUCUUCGCCCAAAGGCACUAGCCUUCUGGUUGCAUCGAUGUGGGUCUUCGCAGCGCUCUUGUGGGUGUACCUCUACAUGGUGUACGUGCAGCAAGUCCUUCCAGGCUACAACUGGGAUGUUCGACCGGUCUGCCGAGCCAACCCAGAAGUUUUCGCCCAAGAGACGUUUA
Molecule: messenger RNA, 628 nt
Organism: Symbiodinium necroappetens
Lineage: Eukaryota; Dinophyceae; Suessiales; Symbiodiniaceae
Source: the annotation of a GenBank genome assembly